Molecule: messenger RNA, 1980 nt
Organism: Episyrphus balteatus (marmalade hoverfly)
Lineage: Eukaryota; Metazoa; Arthropoda; Insecta; Diptera; Syrphidae
Exons: 3
Coding region: 78-1973 (631 amino acids)
Source: RefSeq, a predicted model, not a curated record
UUUUGUUAUAGAAUUAACUUGUUUAACAAAUUUAAUGCCAAAUUAUUAACCAAUUCAAAUAAAUUCCAAAAUUCAAAAUGAAGAAAGAUAUUAAUGUUAUCUUGAAAGAACAAAAAAUAAUAAAUGAUUUUAUGAAUGAAAGAGAUCUUCCAGAUUGGUUUCGAGGUUUAUCAACAUUUCAAAGAGAAGCUGCUGAUUCUCUGCUCAAUUGCAUUCGAGAUGAUUGUGAACAAGCUACCUCCCAUCGAGUUAGGGAUGCUCUCCGACGAAUCGGAAUCGAACCUCCAGUUGAUCCAUCAAAAAUUAAGUUUGUCAUGCAGCUGAGCCGUGGAAAUGACAUGGCAUUUUUGUGGUUUCUAAUGGAGUUGUAUUAUCGCAACAGUUCUCAAGUCGGCGGCCAUAAUAAGAAAUAUUCUGUUAAUGAACAAAUCUUUAUUACUGUAAUUGCUUAUUUGGAUACGAUUCCAACUUUAAGGGAAUUGGAUAAGUUGCUUCCCAAGAAAGCUGAAGAGAUUAAAACCAAGAAGACAUUGAAGAAAAAAGUAAUAAAGUCAGUUGUUACUUUUCCAUAUUUUCAAAAACAACCAAGACCAAUUUUGUAUGGCAAGAGUUUAACUAUGAAUGAAAUUGACAAUAAAGCAAAUUUUUCGGAAUACGAAAAGUAUCGCAAUCCAAAUUAUAUUGUCCCUAAUGAGGCUAGCCGUUGGUUUGCAAAUUAUAAAUUAAGAAAGAUUGAACGGAUUGCAAAUGGAAUUAUUAAGGAGCAAAUUGAUACAAUUUUUAACCAAGAGUUAGAUAAAAACGAAGAACAAGAAAGUCUAACAGUUUGUGUUCAUCAUCAAAAUAUGCAGAAAUUAAAAGAGUCAAUAGCAAAUGAACUUAAAGUCUUGAAGAGGAAGGAAUGUGAAAAAUAUUUCGAUAUUAAUGGACAUUUUAAAAAUAAAUCUUUAAAACGUGUCAUGAAUGAGUUAAAUUCUGAAAUUACAAAAGCUGCUGAAAAUGUAACACAAUUUGCUAAUAAGAACUUAAGAACCACCGCUGAUAAAGAAGUUCCGCAUAAGAUCCAAGAAGAAAACUUAAACUUGUAUGAUUUUGGUCAUGACGCUGUUCUUAAUACCAAAUGUAACUACUUUGAAGCCCCCACAACAAACAAGCCAUAUAAAUUCAAUUAUAACAAAAUAUUUGAUCUUGGUGCUAAAAAUCCAGUAAAAGAUGCCAUAGCGUUUGUGUUAAAUGCAGAGAGUAGUGAGAAUGUGUCAAUCGAAAAUAGCCGAGCAAUUAGAAAAUGUUGCAAGAAAAUUUGGGCUGAGGAAGUUAAAAAUUAUAAUUCAAACUAUAAGAAAGAACAAAAAUCCAAGGAAAAGGAGAGUCCACAGUUGCAACAAGAUGUUUUUGAAUUGAACCAGGGCAACUUUGAUCCUCGCGACACUAAACUAAUGCAAUCGCUUCUCUUAAAAGCACUUCAAGAAAUAAAGAAAAAUAAGAAAUUUGUUUUAGCUUCAUUGCCUGAUGCACAUAAAUUUCCGAUUCUGAAAGAAUGGAUAAGAAAACGCUAUGGGAUGGUUUAUACAAGGCAAGAGAAAAUAAAAACUUUUAAACGGACGAAAAAAGUAUUUCAAGUUUUGCGAAAUAAUGCGUUACGUGUUAGAAUUCCUCAUUUGGAUGAUUUGUCAAGAAAGCGUUUAGUUUCUUAUGGCUGCAAAGAUUAUUUACUUAAAAAGACUAAUUUCUUAAAAGACAUUUAUCAAGAUAAUUUCAAAGAAAGUCUUCUUGAAGAUUCGCGUAUUUAUUGGGCAGCUGUUAGGCCAUAUCAAUGUUCGAAAGGUCCACCAAGGAAUGUAUUUUUUGCUUAUUUACCAGCAAGAAAGAAUGAUGUUCAUAUGUUUAGACCAUGGAAAGUUAGAGAGUAUAUUCAUGCUAAGGAUGAAUGGGAUAGAAGGCAAAGAAAACAAAAAAUGGAAUUUUCAUAUUGAAUAAAUU